This is a messenger RNA of Colletotrichum chrysophilum, 870 nucleotides long. RefSeq lists its product as uncharacterized. NCBI's taxonomy places the organism in Eukaryota, Fungi, Ascomycota, Sordariomycetes, Glomerellales, Glomerellaceae. The record is from RefSeq and is a predicted model, not a curated record. The transcript is spliced from 2 exons. Bases 1 to 870 code for a protein of 289 amino acids.
AUGUUCAGUCCCCUGAUGGCUGGACAGUUAGCGGACCUCGCAGGAAAAUACCCUGAAAAGUUCGGGAACAACGCUUUCCUGAAGGCGUGGCCUUACGCACCACCUGCACUAUUGAGCGGGUUUUUCCUUCUGAUUGCGUUCGGCGCCGUCUUCUUCUUCUUAGAAGAGACUCUCGAGCCGCUCAAAGAUCGCUACGACCCGGGCAUUGCUUUCACGAGAAAGGUCAGCGCAAUGAUAUUUGGAAGAAAGGUUCCAUCAGCGAGCAGAGUCGCGCAGGAGGAGGCUUCGCACGAGGAAAUGUCCCGCAUGAUCACCGACGAUGCGGAGGCAGCAGAGGAGAGGGAUUCUGAAGAGCACCCUGAAUCGCUAAAGCCCGCCAAACCCCAGCGAAUUCUUCCACUGAAACGGAUGUUCACCAGGAACAUGUGUCUGACGCUCGUGUCAUACGCAAUCCAGGAGUACCACAUAACGACCUACAACACGCUAUGGACGAGCUUCCUCAGCGAUCCAGUUGACACAAAGAACCAAGCUCGAUUGCCGUUCUUCUUCUCAGGCGGCGCUGGAAUGAAGCCUGAUCGCAUCAUGUGGUCUCUAUUCAUCGUGGGCGUGAUGGGACUUCCGACGCAAUUGUUCAUAUACCCCCGCAUCAACCGCCGCUUGGGGACACUGAAAAUGUGGCGGACCUUCAUGAUGGGCAUGCCUUUGCUCUACUUCAUCAUUCCGUACAUCGCAGCCGCCCCAUCCACUAAGGCUCCGCCGGCAGGUAAGGAGGGCUUUUGGGUCUGGUUCCUCAUUGUCUUGGCCCAAGUUCUCAUGGUCGGAACUUCGACAUUUGUUGUUCCCGCACAGCUGGUGUUGACAAACCUGUAA